AUGGAUCAAGCGAAAUUGGCUAGAUUGCAGCAGAGCGUGCGCAUUGGAGGAAAGGGUACUCCCCGCCGCAAGACAAAGAAGGUCCACAAGUCAUCCGGCACUGAUGACAAGAAGCUGCAAACCUCCCUCAAGAAGCUCAAUGUCCAACCCAUCCAGGCCAUCGAGGAAGUUAACAUGUUCAAGGAGGAUGGCAACGUGAUCCAUUUCGCUGCCCCUAAGGUUCAAGCCUCCGUUCCUAGCAACACUUUCGCCAUCUACGGUAAUGGCGAAGAGAAAGAGCUCACUGAACUCGUACCCGGAAUCCUCAACCAGCUCGGCCCCGAUUCCCUUGCCUCCCUCCGCAAGCUCGCUGAGAGCUACCAGAAUAUGCAAAAGAAGGAAGGCGAAAAGAAGGAAGGUGAGGAUGAUGAUGAGGAUAUCCCAGAGUUGGUAGGGGAAACAUUCGAGUCCAAAGUCGAGUAA
This is a messenger RNA of Uncinocarpus reesii 1704, 462 nucleotides long. RefSeq lists its product as uncharacterized. NCBI's taxonomy places the organism in Eukaryota, Fungi, Ascomycota, Eurotiomycetes, Onygenales, Onygenaceae. Bases 1 to 462 code for a protein of 153 amino acids. Gene Ontology annotation, cellular component: cytosol; nascent polypeptide-associated complex. The record is from RefSeq and is a predicted model, not a curated record. The transcript has 4 exons.